GAGAGAGAGAGAGAGAGAGAGAGAGAGAGAGAGAGAGAGAGAGAGUGAGUGAGUGAGUUUUCCUAACCUUAAUAGUGGUCAACUUUGUUGGCUAAUAUUUUGCUUCGCAGUAGAGAGCGACGAUUUUGUUAGAUAAAAAAGUUGUUUCUCGUGCAAAAACACGUCGAUUGAGCCUACUUUCAUCGAAAUCGGAGAUGAGGGGUCUAAACUGCCAGACAGCACAAAUAUCAAAAAUCGAGUCAUAAGACGUCUUUAGGACGUCUUUAAAACAUCUUUAAGAUAAUACUUUAUAAACUUGUCUUAAAGAUGUCUUAAAGACUUCUUAUGACUCGAUUUUGGACAUUAUGCUGUCUGGGUGAAUAAUUACUGAUGUUUAUUUUAUGUUUUAUGACAUUUAUUAUUAAAUGUAUUCAGACAACAUAAUAAACAAUAUAAUUGUGACAUUGCUUUUAAAUUUUAUAUAAUCCUUUCUGUCUGUGAAACAAAAUAAUUUAUAAGAAAUAUAUAAAACAUGAAAAUAUGUCUAAACAAUAAAUUUAAAAGACUACUAAAACUUGUCUGAUAUUAGUCAUCUUAUAGGUUACGAAACUAAGCUACAAUAAUAUUAGUUGUCUUAUAGGUUUCAAAUAUAAGAUAGGGAUAUUGUGGGACUUUUUUGGGGCCAUAGACGUCAUUUAGUCAUCUUUUCGUCGACUAUACGCUCUACCAAAAGGACGUCCAUAUGGAAAUUCUGCCAAAUUUUAGUCAACUUUUAAACAUCUAUGUGCUGUCUGGAUCUGGCAGACGUUACACUGCUGGAAGAGCUUUCAAAGCUGACAAUAGAAGUAGCCAGAUAUUCCAGGGGAUAACACAGGAAGAUAAUUUGAACAUAACAGAAUUAUCAUAAAUCUGGCACAGCUUGAGUCGACGGUGAAGGGUGCAAGUGUUGCAUCGGUGGAUUCGGUUCAGGUCGAUCGAUUUGAAGAUAAGACAACGAUCAACCAUAUACAAAUGCUUGCAAAAUGUGAUUUUACGAAAGCAGAGUUGACGGAUGCGAUAGAAUAUUUUCGUGAUGUCCUAAUACAAUUUGAUAUUAUUAAUAAUAAAGCGUCAAAGACAUUUUCAAAUAAUGCCAAAUUGAUUGGCGGAAAAUUAUUUGAAAAAUUUUUAAAACUGUUAGGACAGCAUGCCAUAUCGGAGGAAGUAGAAUAUUAUAUAGCAGAAGGACAAGAUGACGUGGCUAAAGAAGACGCUACUAAUGAUAAUGAUAAUGAUAAUGAUAAUGAUACUACUCCUGAAGGCGACGCUACUCCUGCAAACAAGCCUCAUACGAGUCAAAGUGUGGAAGAAGACUACGAACCUCCACGUAAAGUUACAGCAAUCGACCCAGUGCCAUAUGAGGAGAAGUUAAAGAUAGUUUUGUUCGCUAAUGAACAUCCGCAUUGGAGCUUCCGUUCAUUACAAAAACGUUUUAAAAAGCAUUUGCGUAAUAAUUGUGACCUUGCACGAUUCCGUAACUACAUUUUGUCAGGCGGAACUUUCUGGGACAAGAUGAAAAUAAUAAAACGGAAUGUGUACGACAGAUUUACGGAGGCAAGAAAACAAAAACAGCUCGUUACACGACGUCUGCUUCAACAGUGGGCGAUGACUGAAGCCGUUCAAUACAACGGAAAAGGAACGAAGAGCGCAAAAGAUGGUAAUGCUUUCCGUUUUGUAGCAUCAAAUUCAUGGUUAACCUCAUUUAUACGCGAGUAUAAAAUUUCUAGCCGUCGAGUUGUUCGAUAUAUAUCAAAAAAAGAAAUUGUAUCACCAGAAUCUGUGAUGGAAUCCACCAUACACUUCCAAUAUUUAAUUAAAGCUAUGUUACCGGAUUACGAUCCGGAUUUCAUAAUAAAUUCUGACCAAAUGGACUGCGAAUAUAGAAUUAAUGUAACACGAACUUACACGCAUACUGGUGAAAAAUUGGUGCAAUUAUACAUCGGCGAUCUUAAUAAAAUAUCCCAUACAUAUACUGUACAGUAUUCCUUAACAAAAUCCGGCAAACUAUUAAAUAAGGUGUUUGUUUGCUUGCAAGAGUAUUCCGACAGUUUUGGAGUACGGGUGCAGAAAGAGAUAGAUACGUUAUUACAAUUAUGUAAGAAUGUCGUUGUUGUCUGCUCCAAAUUCGGGAAAUUAACAACACAUCUCUACCAACAAUAUUUGAAAUUGGUUGUUAAGCCGUACGUUGGCAAUAAUAAGUUUUUAUUUCUUGUUGAUGCUUGGGGAGGACAAAAGAACAUUCAAACAUACAACGAAAUAUUCCGCGAUGACGACAAUAAGCCGACAUGUAAUUUACAAAUAAUACCAUCUAAAUGUACACCAAUUUGUCACCCGUGCGAUGUUUAUUUUUAUAGGCAGGUGGAAAUUCUUAUCAAGCAGAUACACGAUUGUUCAUUUUUAUUUGCAAGCAGCAAAAGUAUAAAUUUGGAUACUCGUGCUGAUGCGAUUCGUAUACAAUCGCUCACGCACUAUAUAUUAUCAGCACCGGUAUUCAAGUUUAUGUUGCAAUAUGCGUGGUAUGCCUCAAAUUUAGUUGAAAAUCGCAAUAUCUUUCAUAAUGUGAAUCAAAUAUGUUUUCCACUAAAUAUACAUAAUCAGCGUUGUAUUUGUGCACAAAAUAAUGCAUUCAUUGCGUGUAGUUGGUGCAAAAAUUUGUUAUGUUUCCCUUGCUUUUAUAUAGCAUUCCAUCCACAACAUUGCGACAAAAUGACAGAAACUUAUAAUGUAUAAGUUUUACAAACAAGUUUUAUUAUGUGAAAUUAUUAUAUACAAUAUUUUGAUACGAAAA
Molecule: messenger RNA, 2806 nt
Organism: Odontomachus brunneus
Lineage: Eukaryota; Metazoa; Arthropoda; Insecta; Hymenoptera; Formicidae
Exons: 5
Coding region: 991-2748 (585 amino acids)
Source: RefSeq, a predicted model, not a curated record